Molecule: messenger RNA, 630 nt
Organism: Lasiodiplodia theobromae
Lineage: Eukaryota; Fungi; Ascomycota; Dothideomycetes; Botryosphaeriales; Botryosphaeriaceae
Product: Alkyl hydroperoxide reductase subunit C
Exons: 2
Coding region: 1-630 (209 amino acids)
Source: RefSeq, a predicted model, not a curated record
AUGACCUUCCAGCAGGAGCUGACGUCCUGGCUCUCUCCGGAGGCCAAGAAAACCAAUGAAGUACCGGCCAUCGGAUCCAAAGCUCCGUCAUCAGAGCGGCUACCCGUCCCAGGCGCUGACGGCAAGCCUGUGGUUGUGACCUUCCUACGGCACUGCGGGUGCCCCUUCGCAGAAAAGACGUUCCGCAGGCUCCGCGAGGCGGCAUCGGGCAACGCGGACGUGCGGUUCGUGGCCGUCUCGCACAGCGACCAGGCGUCGACGGAGCGCUGGCUCGACUCCCUAAGCGGCGGCGGCGGCGGCGGCGGCAUCACCACGGGGCCGGCGGUCGAGCUGGUCGUCGACGCGGAGCGCGACGUCUUCGCGCAGUGGGGGCUGGGCGUGUCGUCCCUGUGGCACGUCCUCAGCCCGUGGAGCAUGUACUCGGUGUACCGCCUCGGCCGCGACGAGGGCAUCUGGAACCGCCCCACCGAGAGCGGCAACCGCUGGCAAACGGCGGGCUCGUUCGCCGUCGACGGCGAGGGCGUCGUCAGGUGGGGCGGGCCGGCGAGGCAGGCGGAUGACGUGCCCGACUUUGGGCAGGCGGUCAAGGCGUUGAGGGAGCAGCAGCAGCAGCCAAAGGCGAACCUGUGA